UUUAUAGAUUUUUAGUCGAAAUUCUGUUUUUCACGUUUAAAGUUCGUACGUGCGCUGAACGGACGGACUGCUACGACCGGAGUGUUGUGUUGUGAGUGCGAAAGCGUAAAAUCGGCCAGGCGGAUAUACACCUAUGCACUUCCCCCGAAACGGAAAAAUCUAAAUGAAAAUAGCCUAUUUUUUAAAUCGUUUUCGAGUGAUGAUCUUUGUGCUUUAUCAAAAUUAGACUGAGUUCAAAACCAAGUAUACAUGUGAAACAAAAUUAGCUGAGUAAAUAGCGAAACUUUUGGAUAACCCCACGUUUCCGGAACCAUCUAACGUACGUGCCUCAUCAUAAAACGCGCCCUCAACGAGGCAUUCGAGCGAAACCACAAACCAAAAACGGCCAAGCCAAAGAAAUAUAAAAGUAUAUCUUAACACAAAAGGAAACCAAUAAAUAAAUACAUAACAAAAACCCAUGCGUGAAUCAACAAAAAAUAUAACCAAGCAAAAAAAAGAAAGUAAUGUGUAAAUUCUUUUUUACACACAUAUCGUGUACAUAUAAAUAUUAAAUCCAGCUGAGGCAAUUAUAAUACUUAAUGAAUUUAUUGCACAAUUAAAGCGAAGCCAAGUUAUAACAACAACAAAUUAAUAUGCCGAUGGCGUGAAAGUCACAACUCGACGCAUGAGAAAUCCCCCCUGCGCCACAGCACUGAAUUAUUAAUGAAAUCGAAUUACAAACAAAGCCCAGCCAGCAGCAAUAACGAUUCGGAAUAAAAAAGAAAUAAAUAAUAAAUAAUCAUAAAUAAGUACACACAUCAACAAGAGCCGCGAAACGUGGACGGCUUAAUCAGCGAAAAGUCAGGCAGCUGGAAAAUAUUGCAGGCAAGGCGCAGGCGCCGCUUUUCACACGAGUUGGCAGCACACGCCACAUAAAUUGGCAUUUACCGUUAAGCGCGCUGCCGUACUUUGCGGUCGGGACAAGCAACAAGCAACAACAACAACAACCACUCAACACCUCCACCGAACCACCAAAGAAAAGCCGUCAAAGUGGAUUUAACAAAUUAUAAUAAAAUGCUGCAAUCCACCAAUCAUCAUUAUUUAAGGCCGGAUUAUAUGACAGCUGCAGCUGCCCCAACAGCGCAGCUGGACAACAAAAGCAGUCCGUUGGCGCUAUUGGCCCAAACAUGCAGCGCCAUCGGAGCGGAUACCACAAACCCCAAGCUGCUGGCGGCGAACAUUGAGAAGUCGACAAAGCAACUGCAGCACCAGCAGCCCAAGGGAUCGAAUGCUGGUGGAGGAUCGGGUUCGGGAUUCGGCCUGGGCCAGCAGCAGACAUCAAUGGAUGGCAGUGCACGCGAUAAAUCCUCGCCGGUUAGCAGUCAUUCAUCCAGCGUUAGCACCGGUUCCGUGGAGCAGCAACAACUGCCCCUGGCCCAUGGUCUCAGCCACAAGCCCACACCGACCACCUUUAAGCCCUACGAGCCGAAUAACAACAUCAGCAAUAUGGCCACGUCGGCCGUCGAUUGCGGUGCCACAAAUCUCAGUAGCAGCAGCAGCAACACCAACACCAGUGGCCAGCAGCAGCAGCGGGUUAAGACCCCCAAAUCGACGUCGAAUGGCGGCCAGCAGCGUUGCGAUUCGAACCAAAGUGCCAGCUCGCAGCAUCGAGAAUCGCCCACAGCAGCAGCAGCUGGUUCCUCCUCGCUGAGAAGGACCCCCACCUCGGGGCUGGGGGGCCAGCUCAACGGAAGUCCCGGCCUGCCGCCCAACGCCUCCUCCUCCUCGACGUCCAGUGGUCGCAGCAAUUCCAAAGAGUCGGCCGCCAUGCACAGUCCAAGUGCAGCGGCAGCGGCGGCGGCGCAGGCUGCUGCCCAAAUCGCCAGCUCAAAUCGCCUGCAGGAGGCCGCUCUGGCCGCCGCCAAGGAGGCUAGCUAUGUGAAGGCCCUGCACGCGGCCAGCCAGCAAGGAUCCGCCUCGGCCGCAGCAGCUGCAGCAUCCUAUUAUCCGCCCGGUUACGGUAGCCCCUAUUCCAUGGACUUGAUGACCGCCAGUUCGCUGAUGUCGCCGCACCACGCCAUGUUCAAGGCGUCGGCGAUGAAUCCGUAUCUGAACUACGCCCGCAUGAAGGGCCUGACGGAGCAGUCGAUGAUGGCGGCCACGCCGAAUGUGUGUCGGGAUCCCUACUGCACGGGAUGUCCGGCCAGUCCGCAUUACAUCAACAAGGCGGCCGGUCAGCCGUGUCCGGCGGGAUGUCCGCAGUGCGAGGGCGGUGGUGGUGGAGGAGGAGGAGGUGGUGCAUCAAAAUCCAGUAACUCCCAGGGAGGAUCGGGAUCGAGUGCCCAGGCAGCGGCGGCGGCGGCAGCUGCCUCCUCGUACCACGCCCAAUUGGCCGCCCUGGCCGCCGCCUCCCAGAUGCCCUACGUCUGCUCGUGGAUCGGCAGUGAUGCCGCGUACUGUGGCAAGCGGUUCGGCACCUCCGACGAUCUGUUCCAACAUCUGCGCACCCACACGGCCUCCGUUCCGGAUGCGGUACUCAGUGCAGCGGCCGCCGGCGGAAUACCGCCCAAUCAUCCGCUGUUCCAGCGCACCUAUCCCACCCCGCCGCUGAGUCCGCUGUCGGCGGCCCGCUACCAUCCGUACGGAAAGCCCUCGAUGCUGCCGCCCUCACUGGCGCCGCCGGGGAUGAGCGGAAUGCCAGGGUUGCCACCUCAUCCGGCACUGGCCCAAUACUUUGCCCCUUACUCGUUAUACGGCCCCCGGAUGGGAUCCUCGCAUCCGUAGUAGGCGGCCGAUGAUCUUGAUCCUGCUGCGAGUAGAAGUUCGGCCUUCAGUCAAACCCAAACCCAUCAUCAUCAUUUCUCUUGAGUCGUCGUCGUAUCUCUAUGUGUUUUUUGGUGUAUAUGACUCACUCGUGAAACGAAAAGCUAGUGAUCUAAUGUACUGUAGUUACAUACAAAUGUGUUUACAAUUUAGCUUAAGAAGUCUAGCGUCUAGAUAUCUAAUAUAUCUGAAAUAUAAAAUAUAUAUACAUUUAGUGCAGCACAUCAAAUAUCGCUCGUCCUUGUGUGUCUGUGUGUUUCGUGGUUGCUACUAAACGCAUAUGGUAAUUUUAAUAUUAUUUAUUAUAUUCAAGCGAAACGAUUAAAGAUUAAUGAUUAACGAAAUGAAAUGAAAAGAUUGUCCAAAAACUUAAAGUUGUAAAAUUCUUGUAAAAUAUAUAUAUACAUAUAUGAGUAACUGCUUAUAAUUAAUUCUAUAAAUAUACCUAUACAUAAAUGUGUAAUUAUGAACAAUAUUUUAAUGUUCAAUUAAGUCACUACAAAGAAAUCAAUAAAUCAAAGAAAAUUAAA
This is a messenger RNA of Drosophila takahashii, 3332 nucleotides long. It is a transcript of the gene elB, whose product is annotated as elbow B. NCBI's taxonomy places the organism in Eukaryota, Metazoa, Arthropoda, Insecta, Diptera, Drosophilidae. Gene Ontology annotation, cellular component: nucleus. The record is from RefSeq and is a predicted model, not a curated record. Gene Ontology annotation, biological process: negative regulation of DNA-templated transcription.